Lynx canadensis (Canada lynx) is the source of this 1608-nucleotide messenger RNA. It is a transcript of the gene DMRTA2, whose product is annotated as DMRT like family A2. Gene Ontology annotation, molecular function: DNA-binding transcription factor activity, RNA polymerase II-specific; protein binding; RNA polymerase II cis-regulatory region sequence-specific DNA binding. The coding region runs from base 1 to 1608 and encodes 535 amino acids. Gene Ontology annotation, cellular component: nucleus. NCBI's taxonomy places the organism in Eukaryota, Metazoa, Chordata, Mammalia, Carnivora, Felidae. Gene Ontology annotation, biological process: germ cell development; regulation of transcription by RNA polymerase II; sex differentiation. The transcript is spliced from 2 exons. The record is from RefSeq and is a predicted model, not a curated record.
AUGGAGCUGCGCUCUGAGCUGCCUAGCGUGCCCGGCGCAGCGACGGCGGCGGCGACAGCGACGGGGCCGCCCGUGGCGUCGGUGGCGUCGGUGGCAGCGGCGGCGGCUGCGGCCGCGUCGCUACCGGUGAGCGUGGCGGGCGGCUUGCUACGAGCGCCGCCGCUGUUGUUGCGGGCGGCGGAGAAGUACCCGCGGACCCCCAAGUGCGCGCGCUGCCGCAACCACGGCGUGGUGUCGGCGCUCAAGGGCCACAAGCGCUACUGCCGCUGGAAGGACUGCCUGUGCGCCAAGUGCACGCUCAUCGCGGAGCGCCAGCGCGUCAUGGCGGCGCAGGUGGCGCUGCGCAGGCAACAGGCGCAGGAGGAGAACGAGGCGCGCGAGCUACAGCUGCUCUACGGCACUGCCGAGGGCCUAGCGCUGGCCGCCGCCAACGGCAUUAUCCCGCCGCGACCUGCCUACGAGGUCUUCGGCUCCGUGUGCGCCGCCGACGGCGGGGGGCCGGGAGCAGGAGCGCCCGCAGGGACCGGAGGCGGCACUGCGGGCUCGGGGAGCUCAGAGGCCAAGUUGCAGAAGUUUGACCUGUUCCCCAAGACGCUGCUUCAGACCGGCCGCCCAGGCAGUCCGCAGCCGCCACCGGGGAAGCCCUUAUCACCCGACGGCGCAGACUCGGGUCCCGGGACUUCUUCUCCGGAGGUGCGGCCGGGCUCGGGCUCUGAGAACGGCGACGGGGAGUCCUUUUCCGGGUCGCCCCUGGCCCGGGCCUCCAAGGAGGCAGGUGGAAGCUGCCCGGGCAGCGCAGGCCCGGGAGGCGGUGGCGAGGAGGACAGCCCGGGCUCCGCCAGCCCUUUGGGCUCCGAAUCUGGUUCCGAGGCCGACAAAGAAGAGGCAGAGGCCGCUCCCGCCCCAGGGCUGGGCGGGGGCCCGGGUCCACGGCAGCGGACGCCGCUGGACAUCUUGACGCGCGUCUUCCCGGGCCACCGGCGAGGCGUCCUGGAGCUGGUGUUGCAGGGUUGCGGCGGCGACGUGGUGCAGGCCAUCGAGCAGGUGCUGAACCACCACCGCGGGGGUCUGGCGGCCGGCCUUGGCCCCGCCGCGCCUCCUGAUAAGGCCGCGGUGGGUGCGGUAGCAGCUGCGGAAGACGCGUGGCCGGGCCGCGUUGAUGCCGCCGCUGCCGGGGGGCCGGGGCUGCCCGCGCCGCUGCAGGCCGGCCCCGCUGCCCCUCCGCACCAUAGACCUUUGCUGGCCGGCGCCAUGGCGCCUGGGGCGCUGGGCUCGCUGAGCAGCCGCUCGGCCUUCUCGCCACUGCAGCCCAACGCUAGUCACUUCGGCGCCGACGCCGGCGCCUACCCACUGGGCGCGCCGCUCGGCCUCAGCCCCCUGCGCCUGGCCUAUUCGGCGGCAGCGGCGCACAGCCGUGGCCUGGCCUUCAUGGCUCCCUACUCGACCGCGGGUCUAGUACCCACACUCGGCUUCCGCCCGCCCAUGGACUACGCCUUCAGCGACCUCAUGCGCGACCGCUCGGCCGCCGCCGCUGCGGUGCACAAGGAACCCACCUACGGCGGCGGCCUGUACGGGCCUAUGGUCAACGGCGCCCCAGAGAAGCAGUAG